UGAGGGCGCGCAGGCGCGGAGCCGAGCCCGAGGCCGCCGGCUCCGCCGCUGCCGGGGAGCGGGCUGUGCGGGCCCGGGGGUCGCGGCCGCGGCCUUGCCUGUGGCCCGGGGCUGCCGCCUCUGAGCGGGAGCGGGCGGCGCGGAGGAUGAGCUGGUUCAACGCCUCACAGCUGUCCAGCUUCGCCAAGCAGGCGCUGUCCCAGGCCCAGAAAUCUAUCGACCGGGUGUUGGACAUCCAGGCCGAGGAGAGCCCCUGGCCCGACGCCGUCAUCCCCGACUACGGCGACGGAACCAAUUCUCUCAUAAGUGGAGGAUGGGAUACCUCUUCGUGGGGUUUAAGUUCAAAUACAGAACCACAAAAUCAGCCAAUAUCACCGACAGCAAUCACCAAACCAGUGAGGAGAACAGUAGUAGAUGAAUCUGAAAACUUCUUCAGUGCCUUUCUCUCUCCAACGGACGUCCAGAGUAUACAGAAAAAUCCAGUGGUGUCCAAACCUCCAGCCAAAUCACAGCGACCCAAGGAGGAGGUGAAAAGCACUUUAAAGGAGUCUCAGCACUUCAGUCAGCUGGAAGUACCGGUGACAACAGAGGCAGAAGUGAAAGAUUCCUCUGUAACAGGCCUAGUGGACUUGAAAAACCUUGAUAGUCCGAAGGAGAAAUUGGAAGAGAAUUCUGUGCUUAAAUCGAACGCUGAGCAUGAAGAAAGCACAAAUGAAAUUGCUGACAAAAAAGCGUCUGCUCUAAAUUUGAAAGAACCUGAGGAUGCUCUUAAUGAAAAAACCAGCGCGGGGGCAGAUGGAGCAGGAGGUGCGCUGGAUACCAACUCGCAGUCUCUUAAUACAGGUACAAAAGAUGCAGGCUUGGAAACUAAGGAACAAAAAACUGAGGACAGGCAAAGCAAUACACCGUCACCUCCAAUAAGCACUUUCUCCUCGGGGACAUCCACAACUAGUGAUAUUGAAGUUUUGGACCAUGAAAGUGUAAUAAGUGAGAGCUCAGUAAGUUCAAGACAGGAAGCUGCAGAUUCAAAAUCCAGUCUUCAUCUAAUGCAAACAUCAUUUCAGCUUUUAUCUACAUCUGCCUGCGCAGACUAUAAUCGUUUGGAUGACUUUCAAAAAAUGACCGAAAGCGGCUGCUCCUCUGAUGCUUUUGAAAGAAUAGAUUCAUUUAGUGUACAGUCUUUAGAUAGCAGAAGCGUAAGUGAAAUAAAUUCAGAUGAUGAAUUAUCGGGCAAGGCUUGUGCUUCAGCAUCUGUCGCUAUCAGUCCUUCUGUGCCAAAGACAGAAACGGUUGACGACCUGAAAGGUAAAUCUGAAGAUGUGAGUGACAGUCCUGUGGUACACGCUGAGGAAGCUGAGAUGGAAGAGAGUGGGAGAAGCGCAACCCCUGUUAAUUCUGAGCAGCCAGAUGUUUUGGUGUCUGCUGUGCAAACUGAAGAACAAGUUGUGACAGAGCAGACUGAGCCUCAGCCCGGUGCUGAUGGAAAGGUGCUAGAAGAGGACUCUGAAAUGGAAAAGCUUAAAAAAGUGAUUGAUUCAUUAACUGAGAAACUGGAGAAGAGGGAAACACAGUUACUGAGUACUAGUAAAGAGAAGGCACGGCUGGAAGAAGCUUAUGAUAACCUAAAAGAUGAAAUGUUUAGAAUGAAAGAAGAGACCAGCAGCAUUUCAUCUCUUAAGGAGGAGUUUGCGCAGCGAAUAGCAGAUGCUGAAAAGAAGUUCCAGCUAGCAUGCAAAGAAAGAGAUGCAGCUAAAAAGGAAGUAAAGACUGUUAAAGAAGAGUUGGCAACUAGACUUAAUACCAAUGAAACUGCUGAAUUACUGAAAGAAAAAGAAGAGCAAAUCAAAGGAUUGAUGGAGGAAGGAGAAAAACUUUCCAAACAACAGCUUCACAAUUCCAACACUAUUAAGAAAUUAAGAGCAAAGGAGAAAGAAAGAGAAAAUAUUAACACAAAACAGAACAAAAAGAUUAAGGAGCUGGAAGAAGAGUUGCAGCAUUUAAAACAGGUACUUGAUGGCAAAGAGGACCUUGAGAAGCAGCAUCGAGACAGCAUUAAACAACUGAAUGUUGUUGUGGAGCGACAGGAAAAGGAUCUUGCUAAGCUUCAGGCAGAAGUGGAAGACCUUGAAGAACGUAACAGAAGUGGCCAGGCAGCACUUGAUAGUGCAUACAAAGAACUUGCAGAUCUUCAUAAAGCUAAUGCUACAAAGGACAGUGAGGCACAAGAAGCUGCCCUAAGUCGGGAAAUGAAGGCAAAGGAAGAGCUUGGGUUAGCGCUGGAGAAGGCCAAGGAUGAGGCACGGCAGCAACAAGAAGCUUUGGCAAUUCAGGUGGCAGACCUGAGGCUCGCGCUGCAACGUGCAGAACAGCAGGCGGCGAGAAAAGAAGACUAUUUACGCCAGGAGAUCAGUGAACUACAACAGAGACUCCAGGAAGCAGAGAACCGGAACCAAGAACUAAGUCAAAGUGUUACUUCUGCUACACGCCCUCUUCUCCGGCAGAUAGAGAAUUUGCAAGCCACACUAGGAGCACAAACCUCUGCAUGGGAAAAAUUGGAAAAGAACCUUUCUGACAGACUUGGUGAGUCUCAAACUCUUCUAGCAGCAGCUGCUGAGAGAGAACGGGCCGCAACAGAGGAGCUUAUGUCUAAUAAAGUUCAGAUGUCUUCUACUGAGUCUCAGAAUAGUCGUUUAAGGCAGGAGAAUAGCCGCCUUCAGGCUCAGCUGGAAAUGGAGAGAAACAAAUUGAAGAAAAUGGAAGUUGAAAACAGUAGGUAUGAGGUUGAACUAGAAGAACUCAAAGAUGAGUAUGCAAAAACCUUGGAAGAUGCAAAGAAGGAAAAGGCACUGCUAACUACUCAGUUAGAAAUGGAGAAAAUGAAGAUUGAACAGGAAAGAAAGAAGGCAAUUUUUGCGCAAGAAGCAGCAAAAGAGAAGGAUCGGAAGUCAUUUACCAUUGAAACUGUUUCAAGCACUCCAACGAUGUCACGGUCUAGUUCCAUAAGUGGAGUUGAUAUGGCAGGUCUUCAGACCUCUUUCCUGUCACAGGAUGAUCCUCAUGAUCACUCAUUUGGACCAGCAGCUAGUAGUGGGAGCAAUCUUUAUGAUGCUAUAAGAAUGGGAGCAGGUUCAAGUAUAAUUGAAAACCUUCAAUCACAAUUAAAACUAAGAGAAGGAGAGAUCUCCCAUCUACAGCUGGAAAUUGGAAACCUUGAAAAAACUAGAUCGAUCAUGGCAGAGGAACUGGUAAAAUUAACAAAUCAAAAUGAUGAACUUGAAGAAAAAGUGAAGGAAGUACCAAAAUUGCGUGCACAGCUAAAGGACUUGGAUCAAAGAUACAAUACCAUUCUGCAGAUGUAUGGGGAGAAAGCAGAGGAAGCUGAAGAACUCCGGCUGGAUCUUGAGGAUGUGAAAAACAUGUAUAAGACUCAGAUAGAUGAACUCUUAAAACAAAGACAAACCUAACUCCUGCUGGAACUCGUAACGUUGUAUGGUAACAGAUUGUAUAGAUAUUUAUGUAAAUGCUGGAUUAAAAUGUUUUAAAAAAAAUUAAGUGUAUGAUAGAAAACGUGUCUAUACGAUAGAGUUCAUAUGUUGACAAGAAUCAAUGCUUUAAAUGUCUUCUACUGUCUGCAGUUAAAUUAUUUGUGCAAUAUUUAAAAGAUUUAAGUCAUCUCUGUAUUUAUGUUUUUACUAAAAAAAAGGACCAUUUUACUUACAAAAACACUAACAGGAAAGAUGGUUGUUACCUCAUGAGACAGCACUGGAUGGCAUGAGAUUUACUCAAGUGGCCCCUUCAUUCAUAACCUCGUAUACUCAUGACAAAUCAGAAGUCUUUUUAAAAUGUUCUUAAGGAGAAUUUUUCUAGAAUUCCACCAGGUCAUUUUUAAUACCGAAAUAGCAGUGGUUUGCUGUCUGAAGGAUCAUGGGGUAUUUUCAGGAAAGGAAGGUCUAAUAUUUGUACUUGCAGUCUCUGAACAUGUUAGGCCAGCAGUUCUCUGUGUAAAAUAGUUAGCCUGAUCUGAUUUUUCUGAGCCCUGUAAAGCAGAGUGUGGGACACAGGUGAAACUGUCUAAGUGAUGCAGCUUCAUCUUAUCUAUUGCUCAUGCUGUGUCUUGUGAGCUGUCCAGAGACAGCUGAUCUGCGUGGUGUUCUCAACGUGCUUAACGUGUAACACCAGAGAUAUGAAGCAUUCAAUAUUUGCUCUAGGGUUGGACGCUGACUUUUAAAACAGUAGCUAAAACGGUUCAGAAGAAUGCAGAAAAAAAAGAUAUAUAUACAUUUUGAAAUAAAAGAAUUGCUGCUGCUCUCAUGUCAUCAUUCCUGGUGUAUAAAUAGCGAGGUUUAGACUUCUGCAGAACUGUACUGCCGCUUAAUAUAGUUUUCAAGCAAGUCUCCAGUGGCUGCAAAGUAUUUCUCAUGCUCUUCCUGAAGCGAGGUAUUGGUCGAACAGCAUCCACGUGGCUUGAUGCUUAGCCAUGUUGUGGGUCAUGUCAGAGGAAACUUCGGAAUUGGACCCUUGGGAAUGCUGAGAAUGGGGGGAAGAAGCUUGCCUCCUCCUCUUUGCAUUCCAGACAGCAAAUAUUUGUCUUUAUCUCAGAGCUGUAGCUGUGAUAGACACUCGUGUGAAAUACUCUGCAGUUGAAGUUCUUUGCCUAUCAUACUGUUGCCUCCACUGUGAGGGGUUUCUUUUGCAUUUGUGUUGGAGAACUCUGUUUCUGCUUCUGUAUUCAGUGGACAGGAGACAGACCAAGCUGCUGAGGUGAAAAGCCUCUCAGAGCUUUUCACUUUGCCACCAUAUUGAAAUGUGCUCAGUUGCCUUAAGUUUUAAAAAACAAACAAAAAAAACCCAAAAUGAAAACACUUGUCAGAACUCACAGAUUUGUAGCACCUUAAGUCAGCCAGAGUUAUGAUGUGCAACUGUUAGCUCAUCCAUUUCUUGCAAAGCAAAACAGAAAACUAAUCAAAGCCCAGAACAGGCAAUAAACCUUGUUUCAUGACGAUUGAUGGCGAGAAGCAGCUGUUUUCUUUUGCAGAGAAUCAGUGCAUCGCUCCUUUUACAAUCUUGGAAGACAAAUGGAGCACUCUAAAAAAAAAUAUAUAUAUAUAUAUAUAUGACAUCAUGGCUUUUCUUGGGAUUUACUACUGCCAGCAUUUCCUUUGCAGCGUGUGCGUGGCUGCUCCUUCAGGUGCCGGUGUCAGCAUCUCACACUGUCUCAUGUUUUCAGGAGGUAAAUGAGCAAUUUACACGCACACUCAGCAUUAACAUUUUUUUUUUUUAGAUGCAAAAGCAUUUGACGGAGUGUUCGAUUUUUAAAUUUUGCAGAAGUAGAUGUAAAUAGCUGUACUGACUCUUUCCGGAUUCUUUAUUCCCAUUCAGUGCAACGUUUACUGUCGCACAGGAAUCCAAGGGCCUACUGUGUCUUAAGCAUCAAAGCCUUAGAAACCAGAGUAGCUGGUUGAACGUAGACUUCUAAGCAUUCUGAUUCACUUUGACAUAAUACUUGUAGGGUUUUUGUUUUGAGGAAAUGUUAAUGUGUACCAGGACAUUUGAUGCUCGUUGCUAUGGAAAGGAGAAAAAAGAAAGCGUUUAGGUCACAAUACUGACAUCCUCUUCCAUUUAAAUUAGUUGUUUUUAAGUAGCCCUUGUGGAAGCAACUGAUUUGCAGCUCAUUCUCACCGCGUAGGCAAGUGCGGAGCAAGGUUAUUUAAGGUCUCACUCAGUGUGCUGCUCAAUGGGGUCUUUUUUCAUGCCUUUGGCAAACAAGGGCAAGGCCUCUGCUAAGGGAGGUGGUAAAGGGAGGGGCUGGCCCAGCGUUGGGUUGGUGUUGCCUCCUUCAGGAGCAAAGAAUCAAACAUCUAAAACCUCACGUACCCAUCCAUCAGAGAAAGGGUUGGUUCUGUCAGCUUUUGUCCUGUUAACGUGUUUGUCACAGUGCACGUUUUGCUAAGGGCUACAGAGAUCCUGAAUGCGGAACAACAACACGGGUUAUCCCGCGGUGAAAACGGAACCUUGGUUUCUAAUUGUAAAAUGUGUAUAAAGUGUACAUACAGAGCAUGGGUUGGGGUGAAAUAAAACUUUACGCUAAGA
Numida meleagris (helmeted guineafowl) is the source of this 6090-nucleotide messenger RNA. It is a transcript of the gene TMF1, whose product is annotated as TATA element modulatory factor 1. The transcript has 17 exons. Gene Ontology annotation, cellular component: endoplasmic reticulum; Golgi apparatus. Lineage: Eukaryota; Metazoa; Chordata; Aves; Galliformes; Numididae. Bases 147 to 3464 code for a protein of 1105 amino acids. The record is from RefSeq and is a predicted model, not a curated record.